Messenger RNA from Camelina sativa (false flax), 1648 nucleotides. The record is from RefSeq and is a predicted model, not a curated record. NCBI's taxonomy places the organism in Eukaryota, Viridiplantae, Streptophyta, Magnoliopsida, Brassicales, Brassicaceae.
UUGAAUAGCUUGUUGUCUCAUCAACUACCUUGUUAAAUCAAAUCUCUAUCACUUUGUUCUUCAAAAAAUUUCCGUUUUCUCUUUGUUUCUUUUGUAUGGACUAGAGUCACUAUAUAUGACACUAAAGAUUUCAAUGGCAACUGGCAUGAGGGAGACGCUGGUGGAUGAGAAGAUCUAUGUCGCAGUGAGAGAGAGAGAACUAAAGAGCAAGACUGCACUCGUUUGGGCGAUACAGAACAGUGGAUGCAAAGAGUUUUGUAUUGUCCAUGUUCAUCAACCUAUCCAGAUCUUAGUCCCAGGAGCGAUGUCCCACUACCAGAAAUUGAAGCUUCAUAAAAAGAAGAAAGAGAAAGUACAUAAGAAUUUGGACAAGUACCUUCAUAUAUGCAUGCAAAUGCAGGUCACUGCAGAGAUAAUAUAUAUUGAAAAGGAUUCGGUAGAGGAAGGUAUCCUCCAAUUGAUAUCUCAGCGGGGAGUUAGGAAACUCGUCAUGGGAGCAGCAGCUGAUAAACACUAUUCAAUGAAUAUGAGAGACUUACAGUCCAAGAAAGCUAUUUACAUUAACAGAGAAGCGCCUGCUACUUGUCAGAUAUGGUUUACGUGCAACGGAUACCUAAUUAGUUCAAGGGAAGCUAGAAGAAGAGAUAACUUGUAUCUAGAAGGUGCAUCUUCAAAUUCUUUGAGCCAAUCUGAGAUAACUAGAGGAACUGAAAGUGUUCCAAGCUCAAGUAUAACUAGAGGAACUGAAAGUGUUCCAAGCUCAAGUAUAACUAAAGAUGAGAAUCAGAUUCGGAUCCAAGUAGCUGUCGAGGAAGCUGAGAAUUCGGAAAAGGAAGCACACUUUGAGGCAUACAAGCGUGAAGAAGCUGAAAAAGCUGCAGUUGAUGCAAUCAAAAGGGCUAAACAAUCGGAAAAUGAGUAUUUUGAGGAGCUGAAGCAUAGGAGAGAAACAGAGAAGGCACUGAGUAAAGCGAAAGAAGAACUUGUAAAGAUGAGAUCAGAAUCCGAGAGCCGAAUAGCCGAAACUAAUAUGGUGACAAGAAAGCUUCAAGGCAGUUAUAUCUUAUCCAUGAAAGCAUUGAAAAGACUUAGAAAAGAACUAGAAGAGUUGAAGAUAGAGCUUAGAGAAGUAUCAAAGCUGAAGAGUAAGCGUGAACCGCCUCAGUACUUCAUCUGUCCCAUUACACAGGAUAUAAUGGAGGAUCCACAUGUAGCAGCAGAUGGAUUUACAUAUGAAAGAGAAGCAAUAAGCGGGUGGUUUGAGAGAGGACACGAGACUUCUCCGAUGAUAAACAAAAGGCUUCCUCAUAAGAGCCUGGUUCCAAAUCUUGCUCUUCGAUCCGCAAUCCAAGAAUGGCUUCAAGCUUCAAGCUUCAAGCUCCUGAAUCAUUGAACAGAUCCCCUGCUUGUAAAGAUAUAAAUCAAAAAGGAAUUUUCUUUUAAGUCCUUAAUUAGUGGGGAUAAUUAAGGAGACUCUUUUCUCCGUUUCCUCUCAACCUUGAUGUAGUUCUCUCUUAUGGGUUUUUUUUUGAUAUGGUAUUGUAAAGUCUUUUACUUACUACUAGUCGGUGUUGGUUGGUAUGAGUCACACUCGUUUGUGGGAGACGGCUUUGGAUAUUAGUAGACAAUAAUUUUUGAUCACUUUUGA